UCCACUUUGUUGCCAUACUUGGAUAGGAGAGGACCACCUUUCCAAGAUGAACCAAACCGCCACGGUAUCGCAAGUUAAAUGCCAGUCUACAAAAACAAUAAAGGACCUUGGUGGGGGAAGUCCACCUCAAAGAAACUGGAAGGGCAUCGCCAUUGCCUUGUUGGUCAUUCUGGUGGUUUGCUCCCUCAUCACCAUGUCGGUCAUUGUCCUCACACCAGCUGACUCUCAAGCUGGAAGCGACACCAAACUGACUGUGGAGGAUCUCUUUAAGCCAGAAUUCAAGGUCCAUGAGCCGAAGGCCAAUUGGAUCAAUGAUUCUGAGGUUAUUUACAGAAACAGCGACGGCCAUGUCAUCAAGUUCAACAUCCUCUCUAACGAAACCGAGAUUGUCCUCUCAAACACAACAUUUAUAAAUUUCAACGUGGCCAAGUACUCUGUGUCGCCUGACUUCAAGUAUGUUCUGUUUGCCUAUGAUGUCAAACAGGUUUACAGACACUCCUACAUGGCUUCUUACAGCAUCUAUAAUAUUCACACAAGGGAGGUUUGGGAGCUCGACCCUCCAGAGGUGGUGAACUCAGUCCUGCAGUAUGCUGCCUGGGGAGUGCAAGGCCAACAAUUGAUCUACAUAUUUGAAAACAACAUUUACUAUCAGUCUGAUGUGAAGAGUAACUCUCUAAGGCUGACAUCCUCAGGAAAGGAAGGAGUCAUAUUUAAUGGGAUUGCUGACUGGCUUUAUGAAGAGGAGAUCCUUCAGACCCACGUGGCCCACUGGUGGUCGCCAGACGGAGAGAGAUUGGCCUUCCUUGUGCUUAAUGACAGUCAGGUGCCUAACAUGGCUUUGCCACGAUUCACUGGCAUGACAUACCCCAAAGGAAAGCAGUAUCCAUACCCCAAGGCUGGCCAACCCAAUCCGGUUGUGAAGCUUUUUGUUGUCAACCUUUACGGGCCGACGCACACGCUAGAGCUCAUGCCUCCAGACAGCCUCAAACUACGGGACCAUUAUGUGACAAUGGUGAAAUGGAUCAGUAAGACGCAUACAUCUGUCAGAUGGUUGAACCGGGCUCAGAACAUCUCCAUUUUGACUGUGUGCGACACCACCACGGGAGCCUGUGUCACGAGACAUGAAGAAAAUUCAGAGCUCUGGCUUUCCAAACAGAACCAAGAGCCAGUGUUCUCUAAAGAUGGCAAAAGAUUCUUCUUGACUGUUCCAGUGAAACAAGGAGGACGUGGAGAGUUUCAUCACAUCGCUAUGUUUAAUACUCAGUUCAGAGCAGAUGAGAAUGAAGUCCGACAUUUAACAUCGGGAAACUGGGAGGUGACCAAAAUCCUUGGUUAUGAUGAAAACACUGAUAACCUUUAUUUUCUCAGCACGGAAGGCUCUCCACGAAGACGGCAACUUUACAGUGUGAAAACUGUGGGAUUGUUUCCACGAUGGUGUUUAACAUGCGAGCUGAAUAAGGCCCACUGUUUGUACUUUGAUGCUGUUCUCAGCCCAACGCACCAGCACAUUAUCCUCUACUGUAAAGGUCCUGGAACCCCAAUGGUGAUCUUACACAGUCUCAAUAGUUCAAAUUACUACAUUCUUGAGAGCAACUCCUUGCUGAAGACAGCCUUGAACUACAAAAGGAUCCAGCUGACUGACUUCAGGACUGUUUCAAUCGGACAUUUUGAUUUACCUUUGAAAAUCUCCUAUCCGCCUGACUUCUCGGAAUCUCGUCACUAUGGACUCCUCUUGGUAGUUGAUGGCUUCCCAGGUGGUCAGACUGUGAGUGACCGCUUUGCUCUCAGCUGGGACUCAGUGCUGGUCAGCUCAGACAACGUUAUUGUGGCUCGUCUCGAUGGGCGGGGUAGCGGUUUUCAGGGCCAGAGGGUCUUGCAUGAGGUCCACCAGAGACUGGGCACUGUGGAUGUUCAGGACCAAAUUGCAGCAGUGGACUACAUGAUAAGCUUUCCAUACAUCGAUAAAACUCGGAUAGCAAUUUUUGGAAAGGGUUAUGGAGCCUAUAUCGCAUUAAUGCUGCUUAAGUCUACGGACAGUGUCUUCAAAUGUGCAUGUGCAAUGUCCCCCAUGACAGAUUUGAAAUUGUAUGCAUCAGCCUUCUCGGAGCGAUACCUUGGCAUGCCUCUACGAGAUGACAGCAGAUACCAGUUCUCCAGCGUGCUGCAGAAUGUUCAUGCACUUCGAGACCAGACACUGAUGCUGGUGCACGGCACAGCAGAUGCCAACAUCCACUUCCAACAUACUGCUGAGCUUGUCAAGAACCUCGUGAAAGUUGGAGCAAAUUACUCAAUGCAGCUCUACCCAGACGAAAGCCAUUUCCUGUCUCAUCAAAGCAACCAGCACCUCUAUGCCACUCUUACGAGCUUCUACAGGGAGUGCUUGAAGGAGGAAUUACUUCCACUGAUUGAGGAGGAUGAAGAGGAGGAGGAGUAGGCAGAAGACCUUUUUGCAUUUGGACCAUAUUUUAGAGAUGGAGACGGACAGCAUAGUUUAGAGCUGCUCGUGUGUUAUAAAGGCAACACAUGGACACCUAGGAUGACAAUGACAUUUUUUAUUGCGAGGACUUGAGGUAGGAAAUGGUCUCUUAAAUAAUUUCAGUCAAAGCACACUGAACACUGUCCUCGUCUAUUGCGGGAUCACAUCAUGCUUUAGCAUUAUUACAGUUGCAUGGUUUUGUUCAUUCCCUUCACCCCCGGAGUCUUUUACGGUAACAUUUUGAGGACAACACGUCUUAACAUCCUCUGACCUUUUGGAUUUGUUGGAUUGCAACUAAAAUCUCUGGUGAAAAAUGAAAUACUAUUUUGGGGUCAGGAAGACUUGUAUGUGUAAAAUAUUUUAGCAGGACAAAUUACUCCUUCCAAAAGUCCUUCCUAACAUUGUUGGAUCGCUUCACAAAGUGUUUGACUUAAAUGAGAAAAAUAGAAAACUUAUACCUCACUAUUGAGCAAUGUUUUUCUCCUCAGAUAUUCUAUUCAUUUUUCAUGAGAGGAGGCUCGAUAUUGAUGCACGAAGAAAUGCUCCCCGGCCACUCAGAUCCUAAAUACAUAAGUGCAAUUCACUCCACCAUUGUACAUCAAAACAUUUUAUGUCACUACAAACACAACUAUGUCACAUUUAUUGUACAGGGGUUUUGUGUCGACAUGUAAAAUGCAUUAUAAGGUUCAACAUCCUGUAAUAUAUCUUGCUGGCGGUGGUAGUUUUCCAUUAGUAGUGUCACGUAAACCCAUGUCAACUCAGGUGUUUGAGAAAUAGACGCAGUUUAAGAUCUGAAAGAUAAAACUCUCAGUCUGCCGUAUGGUCUCUAUUACGUUUCUACAUGACGAUAAUAAAUAACAGGCCGUACAGUAAUAAUUAAUUUCACAAUAUUAUUUAAUACCAAUGCAGGCAGUGACAUCGCUAAAAUGGUGCAUAAUCUUUUUUAGGAUAUUCUCCAAAGACCUACUAUUUGAAAAUAUAUUACAAGUGAUCAAAUGGACUUUUUUGCAGAAUCGCUAAGGUGUUUGCAUGUCUCCAGAGAAUGUGUCAGGUUUUGCCACAUUUUGUACAGUACAAUACAGCAAAGUGUGUACAUAAAUAUAUUUUUGAGAUGUCUCGUAGAAAGUUGAGUCUAAAAGGAAUUCAUUGAUUUGACUUGGGUGUAUCGUGUGGUUAUGUUUCUAUUGUGUUUUAUCUCUACAAUAAUUCUUAGAAUGGAUUUUGUAAU
Messenger RNA from Syngnathus typhle (broad-nosed pipefish), 3704 nucleotides. RefSeq names its product inactive dipeptidyl peptidase 10-like. Gene Ontology annotation, biological process: proteolysis. Gene Ontology annotation, molecular function: dipeptidyl-peptidase activity; serine-type peptidase activity. The transcript is spliced from 26 exons. NCBI's taxonomy places the organism in Eukaryota, Metazoa, Chordata, Actinopteri, Syngnathiformes, Syngnathidae. The record is from RefSeq and is a predicted model, not a curated record. Bases 47 to 2434 code for a protein of 795 amino acids.